UCCUGGGGCACAACCCUCGCUUGAGGGCAUGGGUUGGAACAAGGAGGUUCAUGAUGCUGCAAGAAAACAAAUUUGCAAGUUUUGGUACUUUUGCAACAUUCCAUUUAUUGCAGCCAGGUCUCCUUAUUGGCAAGGCAUGGUAGAUUCCAUAACCAUUUGUGGUGCAGGGUUUAAAGCCCCUACCGAUGCUGAGUUAAGUGGCCCCCUCUUGUUACAAAUGGUUGAGGAUAUGAAAGUUGAGCUAGAGGACCACCGACAGUCUUGGAGCCAAAAGGGUUGCACCAUCAUGACAGAUGGUUGGACCGAUAGGAGGAAUAGAACACUCCUAAAUUUUCUUGUUUCCUGCGGAGGUGAUUGAUCAUGAUUCAUUCUAAUUUGUACUUCCCUAAAUGCAUUGAAUAAAUUAAAUUUUGAUUUGUUGAAAGUUUGAAACUCUAUUUUCAGGAUCCACCAUGUUCUUGAAAUCUAUUGAUGCUUACUCACAUGUGAAAAAUGCCACAUACUUAUGUGAGGCUAUUGAGGAAGUCAUACAAGAGGUGGGGGAAGAAAAUGUGGUGCAGAUGGUGACAGAUAAUGCAGCAAGUUAUGUUGCUGCAGGUAAACUUUUGAUGGAGAGGCACCCGAAAAUUUUUUGGUCUCCUUGUGCGGCCCAUUGCCUUGACCUCAUGUUGGAGGAUAUUGGUAAGCUUGAAUGGGUGAAAUCAAUAGUUGAAAGGGCCAAAAAUAUCAGCAAGUUUAUCUACAAUCAUGCAUUGGUCCUUAGCAUUAUGAGGCAAUACACGGGGCAAAAGGAGUUGGCUCGUCCUGGUAUCACGAGGUUUGCCUCAGACUUCCUCACACUGAAAUCCUUGAUAAAAUCAAAGGCAGCUUUGAGGCGUAUGUUUGUUGGUGAGGAGUGGACUUCCUCAUCCUAUGCUACGACCACUGCAGGGAUAGAUGUGGUAAAUUGCAUUUUUGAUGAGCCAGGUUUUUGGACCCCCUGUGGAGAAACUGUGCAGGUCACUGAGCCCCUCGUAGUUCUCCUACGAGUUGUUGAUGGGGAGAAGCCCUCUAUGGGCUAUAUAUAUGAGGGUAUGGAUAGGGCCAAGGAGGCCAUUAGGUCCAUAUAUGCAGGAGAUGAGGAUAAGUAUGGCCCCAUUUGGAAGAUUAUUGAUAGGAGAUGGCAGAACCAGCUUCACAGGCCCAUCCAUGCAGCAGCCUAUUACCUCAAUCCGGCAUUUCAAUUUCGUGAUGACUUCAAGGCAGAUGAGGAGGUUCUUAGUGGCCUGUAUACAGUGGUUCAAAAGUUGUGUACUGAUGGCACAGCCUCAAGUACAACGCUCCAGCUGGAUAAAUAUAAUAAUCGAGAAGGGGCAAUCUUCGCAAGCAGCAUGUGCAUAGAGGCUCGAACACAAUUGCAGCCAGAUAGAUGGUGGCAAAUGUUUGGGCCCUCAACCCCAAACCUUCAAAAAAUUGCCAUCCGUAUUUUGAGCCAGCCAUGCAGCGCUUCUGGAUGUGAGCGCAAUUGGUCCAUGUUCGAGCACAUCCACUCGAAGAGGCGUAAUAGAUUGUCUGUGGAGAGGUUGAAUGAUCUUGUUUUUGUUCAUUACAACCUCCGUCUUAGGACCAGACAGAUUUUGGACACUGACUCCUCUCCGAUCACUUUAGCGGAGAUCGAUCCAGAGUCUGAGUGGAUCACUGAGUCUACCGAUCCCCUCUUCACUGAGGAGGACCAUGAGUGGGUUGACCAGGCAAACAGAGAGACUGAGGCUGUGGCUAUGGCAGAGGAGGAGGAUAGAGCACGAUCCGGCACAGGCACCUCACGGGCAGAGACUAUGGCUUCUCAGUCAUCCAGGACCUACCUUAGACGCAUUUGUAGGAGGCAAACAGACUACUCUGAGGCUGAGGAUGAGCUAGAGCCUGAGCCAUAGACUUGUUUUUGUUUACAGUUAUAUAUAUGUUUGGGAACAUUUGAUGUCAUGGAUUUUAUAUACAU
Messenger RNA from Cryptomeria japonica (Japanese cedar), 1975 nucleotides. RefSeq lists its product as uncharacterized. NCBI's taxonomy places the organism in Eukaryota, Viridiplantae, Streptophyta, Pinopsida, Cupressales, Cupressaceae. The record is from RefSeq and is a predicted model, not a curated record. The transcript has 5 exons. The coding region runs from base 453 to 1910 and encodes 485 amino acids. Gene Ontology annotation, molecular function: protein dimerization activity.